AUGUCGUCCAUGGGCAGCCAGCGCGCACGGGCACGCUCACGCUCGCCCGCACCAGCGACAACUCAGUCUCUCGCAGCGCUGCACUCACCGCUCGUGCCCUCGAGCGCGGCGGGGACCACACCUCGCUCUCCUCCCGGACCUGCCCUCGCGAGCGUCGUCACGCGCCCAUCGCCCGUCGUGCCCCCCAGCCCGAGCGUACCGCCAACGCCCUCGCUCAGCAGACCUACCAGCCCACGACCACCCGUCUCGCGCGACAGGAGCGAGGAGCCGGCGAGUCCGUCGCGCGCGAGGGACGGCGCAGGUGCGCUGGGCGCGGGACAGGCGGGAGGGUUGUUGCUCAGUUCGGUCGAGCAGGGCGGGCUGAGCAAGAGCGGGAGUCAGGUCGACUUGAAUCACAUCUUUGAGCGCGACGUCGAGUUUGCCCCGUCGCACCACAUCAGCCCCUCUGAGGCAGUCGACGUCGCCGUCCCUCCCGUCCUGACCGAAGCCGCCGUCGCCCUCUCGGCCGCAAACGACGAUCCCAGCACGGCGCGGGACCUCGCCGCGCUCGUCCUCGACGCCAACUACGACGCCCAAGCCGGCUCGGGCUGGUCGUCGCCCGUCGUACCGCCCGGCGUCUCGCUCCAUGCCUGGCGCGAACAGCAGGCGCAGCAGCAUGCCUCGCCCCUGUCGCAGUCGGCGUAUGCGAACGCGAGCAGGUCGCCGAAUCGCGAGACGACGAGGUCGUUCUCGCCUGAUUCAGGGUCGGGCGGUCGCGCGAUCAGUCCAGACAGCUCGACGGCCUUUUCGGUUGGGACGCCGCCGACCUCGGCAGGAGGAGGAAGUCCGCCGCCGCCGCUUGCUUCGGGCGCACCGGGCUCGCUGGGCGGCUCGUCGCUUCCCCUCGGGCCGUUCUCGCAGCGACUUGCCGAGGCGCUCGAGAACGAGGCGAACAAGCUGCCGCAGGGACUCGUGGGCGGGAUGUCGACCGUCUCGUCAAAGAAGGAGACGCCGUCUGGCUCGUUCUCUUCGGACGCGGCACCGAGCAAGCCAGCUACUUUCACGCCUCUCAAGCCGUCGCUCCUCGUGCCUUUCCCGUCCGGCACGCCCACACCCGGCUCGCUCUCCGUCACCGACGACCCGUUCAUCUUCUCCUCCGCGCUGUCCACCUCUCCUUUCCAGUCACCCUCCACCGAGCUCUCCCACAACCCACUCACCGCCGCCUCGCACCCCGGCACGCCCCUCGCCGCCCCUCACCCUCGCAAACUCAGUUUCGCCUCGUACGCCGACCUCGUCAACGAGGAGCGUUUGGCAGAGAUCACGGGCGAGCGACUCGCGGCGGAUGGGGUGUCGACACCUGCGCCUGGAGGAGCGGCAGGCGGGACGGGUAGCCCGACGCAGACGCGCAGUCGGAGCGGGACGAGGGUCGGAGCGCAGGCGCCGUUCGGACUUGUGCCGCCGCCUCUGACGAGCACGGCGUCGGCAGGAGGGAGUGCGGCGGUCGAGCAGUUGGAGAAGAAGGUUGCGGCUGUUGCGCUGGCUGCUGAAUGA
Molecule: messenger RNA, 1530 nt
Organism: Rhodotorula toruloides NP11
Lineage: Eukaryota; Fungi; Basidiomycota; Microbotryomycetes; Sporidiobolales; Sporidiobolaceae
Exons: 2
Coding region: 1-1530 (509 amino acids)
Source: RefSeq, a predicted model, not a curated record